This is a messenger RNA of Pyrus x bretschneideri (Chinese white pear), 5012 nucleotides long. RefSeq lists its product as uncharacterized. Gene Ontology annotation, molecular function: phosphoprotein phosphatase activity. NCBI's taxonomy places the organism in Eukaryota, Viridiplantae, Streptophyta, Magnoliopsida, Rosales, Rosaceae. Bases 3008 to 4591 code for a protein of 527 amino acids. The transcript has 7 exons. The record is from RefSeq and is a predicted model, not a curated record.
GCAUCGGAGCGGAAGCGAAAAGCAGUUAAAUUUUCCAAUUGCCAAUUUUGCACUACCACCACACCCAAAGCGACGCUUCGACCUUUCGACUCGCCGCCGCUUCGACUCCCUCCGCCUCCUACUCAUUCAUUUUCCUCUCUUCUUCUGCUUCUUCUCUCCGCCGCGAAUUCCGUUGCUCCUCCGCUCUUUCUCUAACUUCCGCCGUCAGAGAUUUGCUCGGUACUGAUACUGCCGAGGUUGCUUCUCCGCGUCUUCUCUUAAUUCCGCCGUCAGAAAUCUGCUCGGUGCUGACACUGCCGAUUAAACAGAGGUGUUAGAAAAAUUAUGGAGAAGACAAUUUUAGUUGACAAUGCUUGAAUUCAAGGAGAAGAUUCCCAGUGAUUAUCUACUGAUCAACAUGGAAACUGCAGUGUGUAAUGAAAAACCAAAUUCUCAGUCAGAAAAGGAGUACUCAGAGAAGCUCACUGAGUCCAUGAACAAUGCUUUGUUGGAGGAGCCUUCAGUAAAUAUUAGUGCAAAUUUGCCUCUAACUGAAGCCCUGCCUGCUGUAUUGCCGAAGAGACAGCGGAAGAGAGCUAGGAGCAGUGGUGCUAAAGUUAUUAAUAAUUUCAAUCCAGUGCAAAGCUUGGACAUUCUGGUAAACCCAGUGGAAUCCCAGAAUAAUGUGCAGAGAAGUCAUGCCCCAAAUAUUGGUGAUUCAGAUCUAUGCUGUUUGAAGGGGACACUUUCAGUUGAGAAUAUUACUCCUGAAAAAAAAAAUUGUGUGCAGUCUUUGGGUAGGGAUGAACAUCAUAAUGAUUCACUUGGGACUGAAAAACUGAUGGAUGAGCCUUCAAUGAGUAUCAUUUCUGAUUUGGUACCAGCUGAGUUACCUCCUCUGGGAGGCUUGACUAAUAGGAAGAGAAAGAAGAAGGAUACAAUAGGUGUUGCCCUAGAAUCUGAAAAUUCAUGCCCGGAGUCUUGUGCUGUAAUUUGCACGGCAAUUUCAGAAAAGGAAGAACAGCAAGAAGAUUUGUUUCACGAGCGAAAAAAGAAGAGAAAGAAGCAGGAUAAAGGCAUAAAAUCCAUGAGAGUGAUGAUAAAAAUUGUGAUAUUUCUGUUGGUACUUCUUUAGCUGAAACUAUUAUGCCAACGGUAGAUCAUUCUGUAGAGCCUUCUGUCGUAGACUUCCCUGAACAAGUGGAACAGGUGGCAAUGGCACAACCACCUAUGGAGGGAAUUGGCACAAAUGAAAACUCAAAAAUUGCUGAACCUAUUGAAGAUUCGAGCUCCUCAAGAAAAAAGAAGAAAAAGACGCAGAAGAAGUCUAAAACCCAAGAGAGUAUUGAUGAAAGUUGUGGGAAUGACAGAAGUUGUAAGCUGUCAGUUGGUAUUUCUUUAGUGGAAAAUAUUAUGCCAGGAAGAGAUCCGCCUCAACAACCUCCUGUCUCAGAAUCCUCGGAACAAAAGCUCGAAUUGCCACAGCCACUUACGGAAAGAAUGAACAUGAAAAUUAAUUCAGAAAGUUCUGAACCUAUUCAAGAUUUGAGUUCCUCAAGAAAAAAGAAGAAAAAGACUCAGAAGAAGUCUGAAACCCGGGAGAGUAAUGAUGAAAGUUGUGGUAAUGACAAAAGUUGUGAGCUUUCGGUUGGUAUUUCUCUAGUGGAAAAUAUUAUGCCAGGAAGAGAUCCGCCUCAACAACCUUCAGUCUCAGAAUCCUCGGAACAAAAGCUAGAAUUGCCACAGCCACUUACGGAAAGAAUGAACACGAAAAUUAAUUCAGAAAGUUCUGAACCUAUUCAAGAUUUGAGUUCCUCAAGAAAAAAGAAGAAAAAGACUCGGAAGAAGUCUGAAACCCGGGAGAGUAGUGAUGAAAAAAGUUGUGAGCUUUCAGUUGGUAUUUCUUUAGUGGAAAAUAUUAUGCCAGGAAGAGAUCUGCCUCAACAACCUCCAGUCUCUGAAUCCUCAAAACAAAUGCUAGAAUUUUCACAGCCACUUAUGGGAGGAAUGAGCAUGAAAAUUAAUUCAGAAAGUUCUGAACCUAUUGAAGAUUUGACUUCCUCAAGUAAAAAGAAGAAAAAGGCUCGGAAGAAGUCCGAAACCUGGGAGAGUAAUGACGAAAGUUGUGGUAAUGACAAAGUUGUGAGCUUUCAGUUGGUAUUUCUUUAGUGGAAAAUAUUAUGCCAGGAAGAGAUCUGCCUCAACAACCUCCAGUCUCUGAAUCCUCAAAACAAAUGCUAGAAUUGCCACAGCCACUUAUGGGAGGAAUGAGCACGAAAAUUAAUUCAGAAAGUUCUGAACCUAUUGAAGAUUUGACUUCCUCAAGAAAAAAGAAGAAAAAGGCUCGGAAGAAGUCCGAAACCUGGGAGAGUAAUGACGAAAGUUGUGGUAAUGACAAAAGUUGUGAGCUUUCAGUUGGUAUUUCUUUAGUGGAAAAUAUUAUGCCAGGAGUACAUCCACCUCAACAACCUCCAGUCUCAGAAUCCUCGAAACAAAAGCUAGAAUUGCCACAGCCCCUUAUGGAAGGAAUUAGCGCAAAGAUUAAUUCAGAAAGUUCUGAACCUAUUGAAGAUUUGAGUUCCUCAAGAAAAAAGAAGAAAAAGAAUCCGAAGAAGAAUUCUGAAACCAGGGAGAGUAAUGACAAAAGUUGUGAGCUUUCUGUUGGUAUUUCCUUAGUGGAAAGUAUUAUGCCAGUAGUAGAUCCGUCUCAACAGCCUCCAGUCUCAGAAUCCUCAGAGCAAAAGCUAGAAUUGCUACAACCCCUUAUGGAAGGAAUUAACGCAAAAAUCAAUUCGGAAAGUUCUGGCCUGUUGAAGAUUUGAGUUCCUCAAGAAAAAAGAAGAAAAAGACACAGAAGAAAAGGUCAGAAGCCCGGGAGAGUAAUGAUGAAAGUUGUGGGAAUGACAAAAGUGGUGAGUUUUCAGUUGGUAGCUCUUUAGUGGAAAAUAUUGUGCCAGGAGUAGAUCUGUCUCAAAAGCCUCCAGUCUCAGAAUCCUCAGAACAAAAGCUAGAAUUGCCACAAUCACGUAUGGACGGGAUUAGCACGAAAAUUAAUUCAGAAAGUUCUGAACCUACUGGAGAUUUGAGUUCCUCAAGAAAAAAGAAGAAAAAGUUUAAAACCCGGGAGAGUAAUGAUAAAAGUUGUGAGCUUUCAGUUAGUAUUCCUUUUGUGGAAAAUUUUAUGCCAGGAAUAGAUCCCUCUCAGCAGCCUCCAGACUCAGAAUUCUCAGAGGAAAAACUAGAUUUGCCACAACCACUUGUGAAGGGAAAUAGCGCGGCAGCAAGUUCAGAAGGUCCCAAGUCGCUUAAUGUGGACUUGAGUUGCUCACAAGAACAGAAGAAGAAGCGAAAGAGAAGGCAUAAGACCAAUGAGUGUAUUGAUGAAAGAUGUGAUCUUUCUGUUGGUACUUCUUUAGGAGGAAAUACUUUUCCAGGAGUAGAUCUUACUGUACAGCCUCCACUUGCAAUGUUCUCAAAACAAGAUCUAGAAGUGGAAAAACCUCUUGUUGAGGGAAUUAAACAAAGAAUCAAUUCUGAGAGUAUCGAACUCAUUGAAGUUUUGAGUUGCUCACAAGGGAGAAAGGAUCGGAAGAAAAGGCUUAAAAUGCGUAAGAGUAAUGAUACAAGUUCUGAUCCUUCUGUUGGUACUUCAGUGGAGAAGAUUAUUCCAGAAGCGGAUCCAUCUCCACAGCCUCCGGUAGCAGUAGUAUCAGACCUACAUGUGAUACAAUUACUUUUGGAGGAAAGUACUUUACAGGAGAAAAAUGAGGACAAGGAUCAGAACAAGAGAUCUAAUGCCUCAGGAAAUAACAACACCAACCACCAAGUUUGCGCUGGCUUUCCUGGCCAGGUUGAUUUGGGUGCUGUGGCGAAGGAAGGCAGUUAUUCACAGAUACCAUAUUGGGCUGUUGAAAGACCUCUUGUUUAUGUUUCUUGGAAAAAGCUUCUCAUUCUUGAUGUAAACGGGCUUCUUGCUGAUAUUGUUCAACUGGUUCCCCAGCAGAUUAAACUGUAUAAACCAGACACAAUGAUAGCAAGGAAAUCAGUUUUUAAGAGGCCAUUUUAUGAUUCUUUUCUACUGUUCUGCCUUGACUAUUUUAACGUGGCUAUUUGGUCUUCAAGAAACAAGAAGAACGUGGACGCGGUGGUAGAUUAUCUUUUGGGAAUUUCCAAAAAGAAAUUGCUUUUUUGCUGGAAUCAAUCCCACUGUACUAAAACGAAGUUCAAAACUCUUGACAACAAGGAAAAACCCCUUGUUUUCAAAGAACUUAGAAAGUUAUGGGAGAAGCAUGAUCCUGAUCUUCCAUUUGCAAGGGGAGAGUACAACGAGACAAACACAUUAUUAGUGGAUGAUUCUCCGUACAAAGCUUUAUGCAAUCCAGAGAACACAGCAAUAUUUCCCUUCCCAUAUCGAUUCAAGAAUCGAACAGAUAGAUCACUAGGGGUUGGAGGCGAUCUUCGUCGUUAUGUGGAAGGAUUAGUUUAUGCUCCAAAUGUUCAAGAAUAUGUGAAGCACAAUCGAUUUGGUCAACGCCCCAUAACAAAGAAAGCUAAAUCGUGGAAAUUUUAUAGUCAAGUUUUAAGGGAUCAGGCGCUGUCACCCAAAAAUUGAUACCAUUACUUGUAUUGGCCGGUGGAGUUGAAGUUGGCUAAAGUUACUCAGGAAACGGGUUCCUGAGUUGAUUCUAAACACCUCCAUGGCAACGAAUAAUUGUGUAAGUUGUAUUGGCAACCCACAUAAACCUUGUGCUUCCAGUCAAGAUGAAAUUGUUCGGCAACUCCUUCUUCAGAAGCCUUUCUUGUGCGCUUGGAUCCUUCGGUGUUUUUCACUUCCUAGCGGUCCAGUUCUCAGUAAACGUGUAAGAGCACAUUCGUUGUUUUGUUUCGGUUUUUUUGUUUACCAAGCAUACAGAGCUAGAAGGAUAGAGCGUUUUAUUUACUUGGGUAAGAAAUGCAAUAUCUUCGAAGAGUUUGCUACUGAAUUUUGUUGGCUUAAUUAUAUUCGGUUUUUUAUAUAAGCGACAUUCUUAUUA